This is a messenger RNA of Spodoptera littoralis (African cotton leafworm), 4321 nucleotides long. NCBI's taxonomy places the organism in Eukaryota, Metazoa, Arthropoda, Insecta, Lepidoptera, Noctuidae. The record is from the annotation of a GenBank genome assembly.
AGCCGACGGAUUAUUCACGCGCCAUUUGACAGUUAUGCCGUGUCCUGUAAUGACUGUAGUGCAUCAUAGUGUAACGUAGUGAUUCUUGCUGCCAAUAAACACUAAAGAGCUAUGCAUAGAUCUCUAUGAUCAUAGCCAGCAAUUAUCCUUACGUUACAAUAAAUAAUUAGAAAGCUUUAAUUCAAGACCAGUUUAAAAAAUAAAUACUUUGGGAAGUGUAUGUGCAAUGCUGAUAAGUACUAGCCGGUGAGUGUGUGAGUGCGUGCGAUGGCGCGGGGUGCCGUGUUAUCGUCGACCAUCUUGGUGUUAAUUUUAUCAAUAUUGGAGACAACAUUUGCGCAUUAUACGCCUACAUGGGCCGUCCACAUACCGGGAGGAAAGGAGGCUGCAGAUGCAGUGGCCAGCGACCAUGGCUUCAUCAAUUUAGGAGAGAUAUUCGAUGACCACUAUCACUUCCACCACAAUGCUAUUGUGAAGCGGUCGAUCACACCUGCGCACGAGCAUCAUGGCAAGCUAGAGGGAGACAACCGAGUCAGAUGGGCGAGACAACAACGUGCCCUCUCAAGAAAGAAGAGAGAUUUUCAAACUAUACCAGAUUCAUAUCAUUCUACAGCUAAAACGACGCCAUCCGAUGCGCAAGCGUCGGCCGCGCCUGCGCCGUCAGCGGCGUCGAAGCGCGACACUAAUUCGAAGCGAGAGCUCCAACCGUCACGGGUGAAGGGACGGCCAAGAGCUGCAGACUCUAAGUUUCAACUCAACGACCCAAAGUGGCCUCACAUGUGGUAUCUAAACCGAGGAGGUGGUUUAGAUAUGAACGUGAUACCGGCGUGGCGGGAAGGUAUCACUGGCCGAGGGGUGGUCGUGACCAUCCUUGACGACGGCCUUGAGACUGACCAUCCUGAUUUAGUAGCUAAUUAUGACCCAAUGGCGUCAUACGAUGUCAACUCCCACGACUCAGACCCUCAGCCGAGGUAUGACAUGAUCGACUCCAACCGUCAUGGAACCAGGUGUGCUGGAGAAGUGGCUGCCACUGCCAACAACUCCUUGUGUGCCGUGGGAGUUGCUUAUGGGGCUAAUGUUGGAGGAGUACGUAUGCUGGACGGUGACGUCACAGAUGCAGUGGAAGCUCGUUCAUUGAGUCUGAACCCUCAGCAUGUGGACAUAUACAGCGCAUCCUGGGGACCAGAUGAUGAUGGGAAGACUGUUGAUGGACCUGGAGAACUGGCCACUAGGGCCUUCAUUGAAGGAGUUACUAAGGGUCGUAACGGCAAGGGUUCCAUUUUCGUGUGGGCCUCAGGAAAUGGCGGAAGGGAGCACGAUAACUGCAACUGUGAUGGGUAUACCAAUUCUAUAUGGACCCUGUCGAUAUCUUCGGCGACGGAGCGAGGGGAGGUGCCUUGGUACUCAGAGAUGUGCAGUUCUACCCUCGCUGCUACGUACAGCAGCGGUGCUAUUAAUGAGAAACAGGUGGUGACAACAGAUCUGCAUCACUCCUGCACAGCGGGACACACUGGCACAUCUGCGUCUGCGCCGCUUGCUGCUGGCAUCUGCGCUUUAGCUCUACAAGCCAACAGAGACCUCACCUGGAGAGAUAUGCAGCAUAUUGUGGUCCGAACAGCGCGACCUGAGCGUCUCAGCAUUGGUGGCGAAUGGCGAGUCAAUGGGGUUGGUCGAAACGUCUCCCACUCCUUUGGCUAUGGACUCUUGGACGCUGCAGGGAUGGUCAGGCUGGCCAAGAGUUGGAGAACUGUUCCUCCACAACGAAGAUGUGAACUGGCUGCUCCAAGGCCACAAAGACCGGUUCCACCUAGGUCUUCUGUUACAUUGCAGCUGGACGUGGGCGCUUGUCCAGGAGUAAACUACUUGGAACACGUGCAGGCACGCGUGUCACUGUCAGCUGCGAGACGAGGUGACCUCCGCAUCGUUCUCACGUCUCCAGCUGGAACUAAAGUUACUCUGCUUGCACCGAGGCCGCACGACUCGUCUCGCACUGGGUUCAGCUCGUGGCCUUUCAUGUCCGUGCACAUGUGGGGCGAGUCACCGCUCGGGCCCUGGCGGCUAGAAGUCACCAACGAGGGACGAUUUAUGGGGCGAGCGACGUUGCAAGAUUGGUCUUUAACUUUAUAUGGAACUAGCACGCCUGCAGCUAAAAACGAUCCCAUACCAUUCCGGAAUCCAAUUAUACGCAACAAGGGCAACGCAACGCGACCUAUCGUGGUGCAAGCGGGCCGCAAAAACAAUAGAGGGAAGCCCGUGCCGAUCGUCCCCACUUAUACCGUGGGACUAGUGAAGAGGAAAAAGAAUAAGAAUUCUAAAAAUCCGAAUAGGAACUCUCAAAAGUCAAAACAGAGUCGCCCGGCUACUCGGUCGCCGAUUGAGAGUACGACGGCACGGGUGACGACGUCGACGGCGGCCGACCUGAGUCUAAACCUGCGUGCGGAUCUGACGGACCCGCUGGCGGACGCGCGCGGUCGCAAGAUGUCGAGCCUGUUCGAGCAGUAUCCGAAGAUACAGCGCAUAUACCCCGCGCCGCUACAAGCCCACGCUGGUCCACUGACUCAAUGGGAGUUGAUAUUCUACGGUACGGAGACGCCUCCUCAAGAGGAAGACGCGCCUCCUGAGACGAACUCGUUGAGUGGAGGAGCGGUGCCGGUCGCGGUUGCCGCUCCCGCAGAACCACCGGGGCCGGUGACGACGUGGAACGGCGCGAACGAGCCCCCUGAGUCAGUCGAGGAAGUGAGACAGAAUGCACUCGACGACGACCUCACCCUCGUCUGGCAUUCGCAUACGAUAAGCGAAGACAGCCCCCCUGAGACAGUGGACCCCGGCAACGCGGGACAGUACACGGGCAACGCGUCGGGUUGCGCAACACACGCGCCACAGUCGCUCCACUGCCUAGAGUGCGCGAAGGGCUUGCAUUUGUACUCCGGUCGAUGCUACAAACGUUGUCCUGAUGGUACGUAUGCCAGUGAGAUUACAAUGGAGAGGAGCUCAAGAAGACGUAACCUAACUUAUUUUUCCGAGGGGACGGUAAUGAAAAGACAGGACGGUGGCGCCCCUCAGCAUACGGCGUUGGAAGCUUUAGAUAUGGAGCCAGCCUCUAACGAGAGCGCGACUAAGCCCCCUCUCACGUGCCUUCCGUGUCAUUACACAUGCGCCACAUGCGUGGGCCCUCACAACAAUCAAUGUUUGUCAUGUUUAGACGACGCUCAACUCUUCAAUUUAACCGACACCGAACCAAAAUUCUACUGUUACCCAAACACGGUACUGUCUAAAAUAAAGGACGCUGAUUGGCAUUACAGACUCAACGUUGCUCUUGUUGUUGUCUUAUUUGUAGUCAGUUCUGCCUGUUUGUACUUCCUGCUGUCGUGUGUCACGAAGAGGUAUUGUUGCGGCGGCUACUACAAACCAAAUAUAGUGUAUAACAAAUUGGCUGUAGAUGAUAAACUGCAGAGUGCGGCAGAGGUUGAAGAGGAGAUUCAUAAGGCUUUAAAGGAUUAUAGUGAGAGCGAAUCUGAGGAUGACUUGAAUUUAUAGCAAUUGUUAACAUUCCAACCGAAGUAUUACGAACUCAUCGAUCGGGUAACCGAUAGUGACUAGGAGAUUAGGUACAGACCAGAUGCAGGGCUCGUGUUGUGAUAUUUAUCAUUCAGUCGUCACAAUGUUUAAUGUUAGAUAGUAAACGAGUAUUAGUAUUAGUUGAAUGAGAUUUUUAAUUCGUACAAACGUUUUGAGUUUAUUUUGAAAUUAUUCCAAAGAGCUGUAACAAACUCUUGAACUUUAUUUUUGUCUAUUUUUCUAUAUUUUCGGGAUUUUCCUUUUCGUAGUACUUUAUUAAAUCGGUAAUUGGUUUUUAUGUCUUACUUUUGUAAUUUUCUUUUCUUAUUCUUUAAUUUAGGUUAUGAAGUAUAAUAAAAUAGAGUAUUAAAGAACAUUCCAUUUGAAAAUGAGACAUUCGAGGUCCUUGAAAUUACACUUAAUCCCCAUAGCUUUUGGCAACAUUGGGGUACUUUUAUUAUUUCUAAAAGGGGCUUACUCACCCUCUUGGAACAUAGCGCUAUUUUUCUAUUUGCUCAAAAUUCUACUCAUUUCGUUGUUUUUAAUGCUUUUUUUUAGUUUGUAAGUUUUGAGAUUCACUCAGAGAGACUCAAAAGUAAUUAUAUUUUUUUUAGUUUUAUUCGAUAUCGUAAUAAGAGUCGCAUAAUAUUAGCUUAGGUUACUUGCUCACGAUGCCAUUCUUGUUUGUAUGUGUGUGCCAAUCCCUCGGUAUUUGGUACAGUGUAAAUAUUUUUGUAUGUAAAUAAAUGAGUUCCUAUUUUCA